AUGCUAGAUGCUCAAUUAUUAGAUAAAGUUCUCCCUGUUGCUUAAAUGUAGUCAAAAUUGAUCAUCAUAUUAGAGUGGCUUCCAGUUAGCCAUAGGUGAAUAAAUUAUUUAAUGAAAUGAGACAGAGUGCAUAUUCAAAUAGAUCAUGGAUGACAACCAAAUUAAAUUCAAAUCCAAGAAUUAGAAUCAAAACUUAAGAAUAAGUCUUCUCUAAUCCUGAUAACUCUAAUUCUUAUACAUAUUAAAGAUAGAAUUCUUAAAGAUCAAAAUAGAGUGUAGGACCAGGUUCUUAUGAGAUUUAACAUCCAGCACAUCUUCAAUAUAAUCGUCCUUGCAUUAGUUUUACUAAAAGUUAAAGAAAAUGGUUAUAACAAUUUUAAAAUCCAGGACCUGGAUAAUAUAAUAUUUUAUAGAAUAAACAAUCAAAAACAUUUGUUUUCAAUUCAAGACAUUGUAGUGAACAUUAUUAAGAAUUUCCAGGUCCUGGUACCUAUGAUUUAAUUCAUAAAUCUUGUAGAAGUAUAUCCUUUGGCACUUCAAGAAAGUUAUCUGAAAAUAAUUCUAAAUUUAUUACACCUGGACCUGGAGCUUAUAAAAUAGAUUACAAAGUAGAAAGAAAAAAAAUAGAUAGAAUAGAGAGACUUCUCAAACCUAAACUUAUGGUUAGAUCUUAUUAUAAUAGAAAAGAGGAUAAAUAUAUCUAAGAAUUAAUCAAAUAAAAAGAAGAAAAAGAAAAAGAAGUUGUUAAUUUAAGACCAAAAUCAGCAAUCUAAAUUAAAUAAGUGGCAAGAAGAAAAAAAAUGGAAAAAAUUAGAAAGAGUAGUCAUGAUAAAUUUGGUCCUCCUGGUCCUGGAAGUUAUGAUAUAAAAGAUUUCAUUGAAAUUGAUCAAGUUAAUAAGAAAAAUGCAAAAAAAUAAAAAUAAAAUUAAGAAGAAAAAUAAAAACUAAAUGAUUCUUUAGGACCUGGUAGCUAUGAUAUUAAAGAUUUUCUUUAUUAAUCUGAAUAUAUUAAAAAAGGUAACACUAAUACAAGCUUUGGAAAAUCAAGAAGAUUUUAAGUUGAAAAGCAUUCAGAAUUAGGACCUGGAAGUUAUGAAGUAGUUGAAGAUUAAUAGUGA
Messenger RNA from Paramecium pentaurelia, 1118 nucleotides. The record is from the annotation of a GenBank genome assembly. NCBI's taxonomy places the organism in Eukaryota, Ciliophora, Oligohymenophorea, Peniculida, Parameciidae.